This is a messenger RNA of Pochonia chlamydosporia 170, 360 nucleotides long. Its product is annotated as dimeric alpha-beta barrel. Bases 1 to 360 code for a protein of 119 amino acids. The record is from RefSeq and is a predicted model, not a curated record. NCBI's taxonomy places the organism in Eukaryota, Fungi, Ascomycota, Sordariomycetes, Hypocreales, Clavicipitaceae. The transcript has 4 exons.
AUGGUUCUCGUUCACAUCGUGUUGUUCAAGUUCAAGCCGGACGUCUCCACCGAGCACAAGGAGACAUUCGCAAAGGAGCUCAGAACGCUCAAAGACUUGCCGAGUGUUUUGAAUCGCCGGCUCGUGGUGGGUGGUCCGUCGGUCACGGAUCCGAUUGAGCGGAGUAGAGGCUAUCAUUUGGCGUUGGUGAGUUAUCAUCGGGAUAGGGACGCAUUGGCAGAAUAUCAAGCCUCGUCGGAACAUCACCACGUCACAAGUACAUACCUCUGGCCGUUUAAAGAAGAAGUCACCCGGUUCGACUUUGACAUGGACUCUGAAGACGAGCAACUCUUUAAGACAUUUCUACAUGUAACUACUUAA